GCACCAAGCUAUAAGUACGACCCCUUCUACCUCUAAUUCAUGCAUAGCAAUUCCCAAUUCCUAAUUGUUUAAACCUAAUUCUCAUUUCUUCAUCGUUCGAUUCUUCUCCUCCUAAAGAUGCAGAUCUUCGUGAAAACUUUGACCGGUAAGACCAUCACCCUUGAGGUGGAGUCCUCCGACACCAUCGAUAACGUGAAAGCUAAGAUUCAAGACAAGGAAGGGAUCCCACCUGACCAGCAGAGACUUAUCUUUGCGGGUAAACAGCUUGAGGAUGGUCGAACCCUUGCCGACUACAACAUCCAAAAGGAAUCCACUCUCCACCUCGUGCUUCGCCUCAGGGGUGGCAUGCAAAUCUUUGUCAAGACUUUGACUGGCAAGACCAUCACCCUCGAGGUCGAAUCCUCGGACACCAUUGAUAAUGUCAAGGCCAAGAUCCAGGACAAGGAGGGUAUCCCUCCAGAUCAGCAGAGGUUGAUAUUUGCUGGUAAACAACUUGAGGAUGGAAGAACCCUUGCUGAUUACAAUAUUCAGAAGGAGUCUACCUUACACUUGGUUCUUCGUUUAAGAGGUGGCAUGCAGAUUUUCGUCAAGACUUUGACGGGAAAGACCAUCACCUUGGAGGUGGAGAGUUCAGAUACCAUAGACAAUGUGAAAGCCAAGAUUCAAGAUAAGGAGGGUAUCCCCCCAGACCAGCAGAGGCUUAUCUUUGCUGGUAAACAGCUUGAAGAUGGACGAACCCUUGCAGAUUAUAACAUCCAGAAGGAAUCUACCCUGCACUUGGUUUUGAGGCUUCGUGGUGGCAUGCAAAUCUUUGUUAAGACUUUGACCGGAAAAACAAUAACUUUAGAAGUUGAAAGUUCUGAUACCAUCGAUAACGUGAAGGCAAAGAUACAGGACAAAGAGGGGAUUCCACCAGACCAGCAGAGGCUUAUCUUUGCUGGGAAGCAGCUGGAAGAUGGUCGUACUCUUGCUGAUUAUAAUAUCCAGAAGGAGUCCACUCUGCAUUUGGUGUUGAGGCUUCGUGGAGGUAUGCAGAUAUUUGUGAAGACUCUGACAGGGAAGACCAUUACCUUGGAGGUGGAAAGCUCUGAUACUAUUGACAAUGUGAAAGCUAAGAUUCAGGACAAGGAAGGUAUCCCUCCAGAUCAGCAGAGGCUCAUUUUUGCUGGGAAGCAAUUGGAAGAUGGUCGUACCUUGGCAGAUUACAAUAUUCAGAAGGAAUCCACUUUGCAUCUUGUCCUUCGCCUUCGUGGUGGUUGCUAAGGGGAAUCCCUUUUAUGAAGUGUUCUCAUAUGUCUUAUCUGUUUGUUCAGUGUCUCCCUUGAACUUGUGCUUUGCAUCUCUGGUUUAAGUGCUGCUGUUUAUUAUGUUUUAAAAUGAUGUAUUGAACUCGUUUCAGCGAAAGUAUGUUGUUUAUGUUUUUAUUUUAAAUAUCAAUAUCGUUUCACAGUUA
Molecule: messenger RNA, 1453 nt
Organism: Glycine soja
Lineage: Eukaryota; Viridiplantae; Streptophyta; Magnoliopsida; Fabales; Fabaceae
Product: polyubiquitin-like
Exons: 2
Coding region: 118-1263 (381 amino acids)
Biological process (GO): modification-dependent protein catabolic process; protein ubiquitination
Cellular component (GO): nucleus; cytoplasm
Molecular function (GO): ubiquitin protein ligase binding; protein tag activity
Source: RefSeq, a predicted model, not a curated record